UCUUCCAAUCCAUUUAACCCCACCAACAAAAUCCUGUUCAAAUGGCCGGCCGGAAUCUCGCCGGAUUUGAGGCUUCGAGUUUCUCCGACAUGUUUUUCGGGUUCUUGGACGACGGCGAGGGGCUGUCGGCGGCGGGAUUUGGGAGCAGCUUCGAGAGCCAAGAGAGUGAAACGACGGCGUUUGAUGAGAAUGAUGAAGAAAAUGAAAACGGCGUGAGCGUAGAAGAAAGUAGGAUUUUCUGGGAGACACAAAUGCAGAUCCUACAAACGACGAUAUGUCGGACUAAUUCCUUGGAAUUGAAGAUCAGAAACGCUACGAAAGAAGCUGUUAAAGAAAUACAGGAAAAUGGCGGAGCUUGUGGAUGUGGAAGAUCGGUCCUCGCAAUGUCGGGCUGCCGGAGCUGUUUGAUGAGGGAGGUUUCCGGUCACCUUCGAAAUGCUGGCUACGAUAGCGCCGUUUGCAUGACCAAGUGGAGAAGCUCAAAGCAUAUUCCAUCCGGAGAACAUGCAUUUUUGGAUGUGGUACACAAUUCAAAGAAAGGGGAGGUUAGAUUCAUAAUAGAGCUAAACUUGAGAGCCGAGUUUGAAAUGGCUCGAGCGAGCGACGACUACAACCGCCUCGUACGGCGGCUGCCGGAGAUAUUCGUCGGAAAAGUGGAGAAACUCCAUACUAUAAUAAAGAUGCUAUGCGGCGGUGCAAAAAAAUGCAUGAAGGAAAAAAAGAUGCAUUUAGGGCCAUGGCGGAAACAGAGAUACAUGCAAGCUAAAUGGCUGAGUGCAUGUGAAAGGACCAUGACAAUGCCUCUUCUUUCUGUUGGGCAUUCGUCUGGUUGGCUUUCGAAGCCGAGAGCGUCGAUGCUCACCGUUGAUUUGCUCGAAAAAUUGCCGAAUCGGACGGCGGUUGAAGUCGUUUGAUGUAAAAACUAAUUGUAGAGUUGUUUAUUUUGUGUUAGCCAUAAUCUAUGAUACCAAAAAACGUGUAUAUAAAAGGUAGAAUCAUAUGGUUAUGGUAAUGUUCUUUUAAGCAUUUUUUAUUACAAGUUUUAUAUGUUCGUUA
Cucurbita moschata (crookneck pumpkin) is the source of this 1056-nucleotide messenger RNA. RefSeq lists its product as uncharacterized. Bases 42 to 914 code for a protein of 290 amino acids. The transcript is spliced from 3 exons. NCBI's taxonomy places the organism in Eukaryota, Viridiplantae, Streptophyta, Magnoliopsida, Cucurbitales, Cucurbitaceae. The record is from RefSeq and is a predicted model, not a curated record.